Messenger RNA from Centropristis striata (black sea bass), 1430 nucleotides. Its product is annotated as P2Y purinoceptor 14. Lineage: Eukaryota; Metazoa; Chordata; Actinopteri; Perciformes; Serranidae. Gene Ontology annotation, cellular component: membrane. The coding region runs from base 73 to 1119 and encodes 348 amino acids. Gene Ontology annotation, biological process: G protein-coupled receptor signaling pathway. Gene Ontology annotation, molecular function: G protein-coupled purinergic nucleotide receptor activity. The record is from RefSeq and is a predicted model, not a curated record. The transcript is spliced from 2 exons.
UCACUGAAUCAUAUUACAGCUGAAGAUUACAACUUUAUGGGAACCUGAGAGUACACUGGACUGCUUUAUGUGAUGGAUCAGCUCAAUUCCACCCGUCUCCCCACCAACCAAUCAGACUUCAGCAGCACCUUCACCCAGCAGGUGAUCCCGCCCCUUUACCUGGUGAUCUUCGUGGUGGGCGUGUCCCUGAAUGGCGUGGCGGCCUGGAUCUUCUUCCGAGUGCCCAGCGAUUCAGGCCUGGUGGUCUACCUGAAGAACAUGGUGGUGGCCGACCUCCUCAUGCUGGUCACAUUCCCCUUCAAGCUGGCGGCCCAGCUGGGCUUUGGGGGCUGGCGCCUCCACGUGGUCAUGUGCCGCUACACAGCUGUACUCUUCUACUCGUCCAUGUACGUGGGGAUCCUGUUCAUGGGGCUGAUCAGCCUUGAGCGAUACGUCAAGAUUGUCCGACACACGUCCUCCUCCACCUCCGCCUCGUCCUCCUCCUGCAGGUCCAGGAUGGGCGGGGUGUCCUCGCUACACCUCCUGCAGAGCGUGGGCUUCGCCCGGGCGCUGGCCCUCCUCACCUGGAGCCUCCUGCUCCUCUCCGUCCUGCCCAACGUGGUGCUGACAAGCCUGCCGGCCACCGAGGAGAACUCGCGGCACUGCAUGGAGCUGAAGACGGCGCUGGGCAAGCAGUGGCACCGGGUGUCCAACUUCUUCAGCGUGGGCCUGUUCUGGCUGACCCUGCUGGUCCUCGCCUACUGCUACACCUCCAUCGCCUGCCGGGUCUACCAGUCCUACCGCCGCGUCCGCCGCGACAACAGCGACGUUUGCCGGAAGUCCAACCGCAGCAUCUUCAGCAUCCUGGCCGUGUUCUUCGUCUGCUUUGUGCCGUACCACGUCUGCCGCGUGCCCUACACUCUGAGCCAGAUGCCGGGGUCUGGCUUCAGCCGGGACACCAGAUUCCUGCUGUUCCAGCUGAAGGAGGGCACGCUAUUCCUGUCGGCGCUCAACGUCUGCCUCGACCCCAUCAUCUACUUCCUGAUGUGUGGCACCUUCAGAGAGUCGCUGCUCAGGAAACUGUCACGACGAGAGAGGAGGAGGUCCCUGACCACCGCCCAGAGCCUGAGCCACAUCUAGGAGAGGACACAAGGAGAGGAGACAAGGAGAGAAAACAUGGAGAAGAGACAAGAGAGAGGAGUAGGUCCCUGACCACGGCCCAGGGUCUGAGCCACAUCUAGGAGACAAGGAGAGGAGACAAGGAGAGGAGGAGGUCCUGGACCACGGCCCAGAGCCUGAACCACAUCUGGGAGAGGAGACAAGGAGAUGGGACAAGGAGAGGAGACAAGAGAGAGGAAACAAGGAGAGGAGACAAAAGAGAGGAAACAUGGAGAGGAGACCAGGGAGCAUAGCCAGACAGCCAUCCGGUCCUGUAGCAGCACCAUUGAUAG